Spea bombifrons (plains spadefoot toad) is the source of this 1183-nucleotide messenger RNA. RefSeq names its product Rho GDP dissociation inhibitor alpha (gene ARHGDIA). The record is from RefSeq and is a predicted model, not a curated record. Gene Ontology annotation, biological process: Rho protein signal transduction. The transcript has 6 exons. Gene Ontology annotation, cellular component: cytosol; membrane; cytoplasm. Lineage: Eukaryota; Metazoa; Chordata; Amphibia; Anura; Pelobatidae. Gene Ontology annotation, molecular function: Rho GDP-dissociation inhibitor activity; protein binding. Bases 124 to 738 code for a protein of 204 amino acids.
GGCCCUUCCCGGAAGCGGCGAGGAGCGCGCACGGCGGGGCGUGUACGGCCUUCAUUCGCCAUUCCUGAGGGUGGGAGCUGAGAAAGCGGGGAUCCGAGCCGGGACCGCGUGCCACGCUGAAACAUGGCCGAGCACGAACCCACCUCAGAGCAGCUGGCCCAGAUUGCCGCAGAGAACGAGGAAGACGAGCAUUCCGUCAACUACAGACCCCCGGCCCAGAAAUCCAUCCGGGAAAUCCAAGAGCUCGACCAGGACGACGAGAGUCUGCGCAAGUACAAGGAGGCGCUGCUGGGGCCGCUGCCGGCUGCCAUUGACCCGCAUGCUCCGAAUGUGGUGGUAACCAAACUGACCCUGGUGUGUGCGAGCGCCCCUGGCCCGCUGGAGCUGGAUUUGACGGGUGAUCUGGAGAAGUUCAAAAAGGAGUCGUUCACUUUGAAAGAAGGUGUGGAAUACAGGAUUAAAAUCAGCUUUAAGGUGAACAAGGAGAUCGUAUCCGGCUUGAAGUACCAGCAGCAGACGUACAGAAAAGGCGUGAGGCUGGACAAGUCAAACUACAUGGUUGGCAGUUAUGGCCCCCGUGCCGACGAGUACGAGUUCCUCACCCCAAUCGAGGAGGCUCCCAAAGGCCUGUUGGCUCGAGGCUGUUACAACAUGAAAUCUCUCUUCACUGAUGAUGACAAAACCAACCACCUCUCCUGGGAGUGGAACCUGAACAUCAGCAAAGAAUGGAAGAACUAGGCCGGAGCCAGAGCAGUCUCCCGAAAGGGGUCCCGACGCCCCCCCCCACUCCUUCCACUCUCUGAGAAGAGUGGUGUCUCCUCUCCCUCUCCCCCCCCCCACCGCCCCCCCCCGAAAAUGCCAAGUGGGUUUGACAUUUCCGUCUGUAGUGGGCGCCGUCUGUCUAACCCGGCUCUGCCUUCCUGUGUUAUGCGCUGCAGGACAUCUGGGAUGGAGGGGACGGUUUGUCUGCCCACUUCUGUCACCUCAGCUGAAAGUAGGGGUUCGAAGCUUCUCUGUUCCCCGAAAGGCAGGGUCAGCCGUGACGAGCCCCCCUCUCCUCCCAUCCACCCAGACUCAUAAAUAUUGUGAUUGCCUCCUGGUUUGCCGCCCGUCCUGCAACGUGUGUGCGUGUUUUUAUUUUUAUGUAGCCAUGUUGCCUUAAUAAUUAGUAGAUCUGUUGCAA